AUGGUAUACUCAAAUCGUUUUGAAAAUGAUAACCCGGAUAACGAAUAUGUUCCCAAUGAUCGGUGCAACAUCGUUUUUAUACUAGUCAUGCUUGUUGGGUUUGGUGUUCUGAUGCCUUGGAAUAUGUUUAUAACAAUUGCACCAGAGUAUUACGUCAACUAUUGGUUUAAAAUUGAUGGUAAUGAGACGUGGUAUUCCGAAAAGUUUAUGAGUCUUCUCACUGUUUCGUCCCAACUUCCUAAUGCAACGAUAAAUGUAAUCAACUUGUUCCUCAUCAUUGGAGGUCCAUUGAUUUAUCGCGUGUUUGCUCCAGUGUGCUUUAAUAUAUUCAAUGUGGGCGCGGUUCUUCUUCUGGUUCUGUUCGUCGAUCCAUCCAUUGGAGGGAUGACCUGGUUUUUCUGGAUAACCUUGCUCAUUGUGAUGUUCAUCAACUUCAGUAACGGUCUUUACGAGAAUUCCGUUUUUGGGGUUUUUGCUGACUUUCCUCACAAAUACACGAGUGGUGUGCUCAUUGGAAACAACAUGUGCGGAUUAAUGAUUUCAUUCCUCAAACUUGCAGUGACCCUAUUGAUGAAAGAGGAUGUCAAGCUCACCGCUAUUAUCUAUUUUAGCAUUUCACUGACAAUUUUGAUAAUGUGUGGAUUGGCUUUGCUCACAAUCACCAAACAGGAGUUUUAUCACUUCUACCAUGAAAAGGGAAUCGAAAUUCGAAUGAAAGCUGAGACUCAUAAGCCGUCGCUGCCAAUUUUAUGGGAAACGUUCAAAGCGUGCUUUGGUCAACUUUUUAAUGUCUGGUUCACGUUUGCUAUCACUCUUACGGUAUUUCCAGUUGUAAUGACAGCCACAAAACGAACAGGGUCCGGUGUAAUCGAAAAAACCAUUGAAUCCAUCGAUGAAGUGUUCACUCUCAUCACCACAUUCGUUGCGUUUAACUUGUUUGCCACAAUUGGAGCCAUUGCCGCUUCCAAAGUUCACUGGCCAUCGGCCAAAAAUAUGGUAUAUGCUGUUGUAGCUCGAGCACUUUUCGUGCCAAUCUUCUUUUUCUGCAAUUAUCGUCCAGAUACCAGAACUUUUCCCGUCAUUAUCCAUUCAACAGAAGUUUACGUUUUUGCGGUAAUUGCAAUGUCAUUCACACAUGGCUACCUCAGCUCUCUCGCGAUGUCUUAUUGCCCAAAAGUAGUUGACAUGCACCAUUCUCGUUUUGCUGCUCAACUUUCAGCGUGCUGUUUGAUGAUCGGAUUAUUCACUGGCGCCGUAUUUUCUGUCUGCAUUGAGAAUCUCGUAUCGUCCUCUUUUUUUUGA
Caenorhabditis bovis is the source of this 1302-nucleotide messenger RNA. The record is from the annotation of a GenBank genome assembly. NCBI's taxonomy places the organism in Eukaryota, Metazoa, Nematoda, Chromadorea, Rhabditida, Rhabditidae.